Messenger RNA from Centropristis striata (black sea bass), 1400 nucleotides. RefSeq names its product MAPK regulated corepressor interacting protein 2 (gene mcrip2). The record is from RefSeq and is a predicted model, not a curated record. The coding region runs from base 586 to 1023 and encodes 145 amino acids. The transcript is spliced from 5 exons. Lineage: Eukaryota; Metazoa; Chordata; Actinopteri; Perciformes; Serranidae.
AAUUCUGACCGGAAAUCGUGCUCCUCACUGUGGCUGGCUUGACACUGGCCAUGCAUAGUAGCUUUUCGUGCUGAUGAAAAUAUCAAAGUGUGCAGUGUCCUUGUAUUCUGUCAGAGAGCGGUGUCGCAGUCAGUCCCGGAGCAGAGAGGCUAGAGUGUCCGGCCUGGAGUGUCACUGUGCUCGGAUGUCAGGAACCACGAGGUCCCACCUCUGACUGACUGAUCCCCGGCUUGUGGAGCCGCUUUCUCCUUGGAUGACCUACACGCAACCUCUCGCAGGAGCAGCGGACGUCGGUGCGUUACGGCCGAACACCUGCUGGUUAGGAGGUGCAGCAGGGUGCGUAUUAAUAUACAGCGGGCAACAAGUCAAAGGUACUCUCUGGCAGGCUUCAGGCCGACUCUGGAGCAGCUGACCCGGGGAAAAUAAUAAGGCACGCUGCGAAUUUCUUUCCCCCAUCGUGGCUGCGUCAGGAGGAGCGGACAGAGGACUGGAAGUUGCAGGGCUGACAGCCAAUGUGCGCACCUGAAAAUUAAGAAGACAGACAGUUCUUCAAACACAGACACCACAGAAUAUCUUGGCGUUCACAUGAUGUACACAAUCACCAGAGGUCCCAGCAAACUUGUUACACAACGGAGGACAGGUCCCACACAACAAGUCGAGACCAAAUUCAGCGACCUGAAGCUCAAGCCGACGUCUUGGCUCUCAUCAAACUCUCCGCCCCCAAAGAUUGUGUUCAAUCGUCUGAACGGGAAGCGCUACCACAGUGCAGCCACACAGAAGCCCGCCAGCCCAGCGGAGGGAUUCACUCCCGCACAUGAAGAAAACGUCAGAUUUGUGUAUGAAGCAUGGCAGGAGGUGGAGCAGAAGCUGGGGGACGGGGAAGGUGGAGAGAAAGCCGACAGCCAGGUUCCCAUUCAGUACACUGAGAAGACUCCCAGUGCUGCGAUGAAGAACUUUGUGCCCAUAGAUCUGGAGGAGUGGUGGGCUCAGCGCUUCCUUGCCAACAUCGCCAACCUGUCAUGACUGGCUGAGGCUUUGAGGCGGAACAGGAAGCACCGCGUCGAUGCUGCGUGGUGAGCGCAUCACGAGGCCGGAGAGGAGGCGAGCGAGUCUCCAGGAGCUGCGGUGCGAAAGGGUCGUGCGUAAUUUGGAAUCUGAUUCGAUGCCCUGCGCUUCACGCUGCUGUAGAUGCAACGACAGCGAGCUAACUGUGAACUGACAGCGCUGACUUGAAAUUGUGCUGCUUUGAAGGACCCGUCUCGCUCUACGUGAACGACGUAUCGGAUAGAAGCUGUGAGAACCCUGCCUCCUUUCUCAAGUGUUCUCGGCUGAUCUUUGGAUAUAAAUCUAUUGAAAAGCAAAAAAAGUAAAAUGUUUUUCAAAAAAUGUCCUGUGUGGAA